This is a messenger RNA of Radiomyces spectabilis, 770 nucleotides long. RefSeq lists its product as uncharacterized. Bases 98 to 517 code for a protein of 139 amino acids. Lineage: Eukaryota; Fungi; Mucoromycota; Mucoromycetes; Mucorales; Radiomycetaceae. The transcript has a single exon. The record is from RefSeq and is a predicted model, not a curated record.
GGGUUUUCUUCCUUCAUUCUUUAUAAGAAAAAACGAAAACGAAAAAGCGGGAUUAUCAUACUAUUUAUUUUAUAAUUACUUUUUCUUUUUAAUCAUCAUGAUGGACGUUUACACUGCAGACCGUCAGCAAUCGAUUAGUCCUGCUUCGUCUUUUACUUCGAGCACAUCACACAAAUCGUUGUGGACCAAGUUAUCGCAUCUUCUUCACCGAAAAUCCAUCUCCUCAUCACGUCGUAAUUCUUCAAGCACGUCCCAAUCCAGUAUAUCUUCCAAUGAUUCAAUGGAACGAUCGUCAUCGCAUCGCCGUGGACAUCGUCGAAAGGUUCUCGUGGACAGCAUGACAAGCGACACAGCUCCGAUGGUGAUCCCUCCUUUCAGUCCCACUUACUGCAAGCCGAACGAAUUCCCCUACUCCAAUUUCUACGUCAAGCUUCCCGAUGGUCGAUGGAUGAUCCGUUAUCGUUCUGGCAACCGUGACAUUCUUCGCACCGAUAUUGUCGAUGGUUGUUACAUCUAAUGUCCCUUGUUGUUGGUGUGUGUGUAUGGGUCGACAAUGCAUCAAUUUUUUUCUAAUCCCUUCCCCUCCGGCUAAUUUACCUUACCCUCGUCUAUUGUAUAUCAUUCAUUUCCCUCUCAUGUAUCAUAACGCAUCUUUUUUUUGUAAUUAUUUAUUCAAUCUAUUAUUAAAAGAACUGUUUUUGGCUCGGUUGAUCUCAUAAAUGCCAUUAUGUUUCAUUAAAACCAGCACCGAUUCAAAAGCAGGCAAGGGG